AUGUUGCGCUCAACCGUUAGGAUAGGAGCAUUUAAGAGGAUCGCCGAUUCAUUGCUUCCAGUGCGAAGUCAGCAAUCCAUAAUCACCUCUUAUAUGCUCAGACCUCUUUUAAUUACCCACAACUUCUCCAACUUCGCGUCAACGAGAAAUUCAUCCAAUUCUUCGAUCCCGAAGACAGCCAUUCCUUCCAAUGCCGAGGAGUUGGCUUCAUAUAUACCAGCUGAAAUUCUUAUGCACACCAAGAAUCCACAACCAGUUCGCCAUGAGAUUACCGAAUCAAAGGAACCGUUGAAGGCUGCAGAUCUUGAAAAUCUGGACAUCAAGAUCAAACUUCACAGAACACCA
Molecule: messenger RNA, 345 nt
Organism: Acaulospora morrowiae
Lineage: Eukaryota; Fungi; Glomeromycota; Glomeromycetes; Diversisporales; Acaulosporaceae
Source: the annotation of a GenBank genome assembly